Molecule: messenger RNA, 270 nt
Organism: Lichtheimia ornata
Lineage: Eukaryota; Fungi; Mucoromycota; Mucoromycetes; Mucorales; Lichtheimiaceae
Exons: 1
Coding region: 1-270 (89 amino acids)
Source: RefSeq, a predicted model, not a curated record
AUGGGAACCCCUUCUGAUUUUAUUCAUCUUUUCCACAGACGCCACGAGAGUAGCAAAGAUAGAUCACAAAGGGUCACAGCUGAAGAGAAACGCACCUCAAAUGAUCAUCAUGCCGAGACAACCAAUAGCGCUCCCCAAUCACCACAGGAACGAAAGUAUCUAAAGGAUCCAUUUCGAAACACGAACCAUCCGGAUAUCAAUUAUUACGACCCAAUGUCCCAAAAGCGAAAUGCAUCACCAGGCAUCGAUCCAAGCAAUACCGGAGCUUAG